This is a messenger RNA of Amyelois transitella, 1233 nucleotides long. RefSeq lists its product as uncharacterized. Gene Ontology annotation, biological process: detection of chemical stimulus involved in sensory perception of smell; sensory perception of smell. Bases 1 to 1233 code for a protein of 410 amino acids. The transcript has 5 exons. Gene Ontology annotation, cellular component: plasma membrane. The record is from RefSeq and is a predicted model, not a curated record. NCBI's taxonomy places the organism in Eukaryota, Metazoa, Arthropoda, Insecta, Lepidoptera, Pyralidae. Gene Ontology annotation, molecular function: odorant binding; olfactory receptor activity.
AUGGCGGCUUGGGAAACUCUUCGUAAGUUCGGGCUGGGCCACUGCGACUUGCCCACCUUCUUAUGGAACGUCACUGUGAUGUUGCGACUGGUCGUGCUUGAUAUAGACAGUCGCAAUAAAAAAGGUAUCCACAGUUUCUUCUAUAUCUUGUUGCCGAUCUUGAUUUUCUCUUUUGUAUACGUGUUCAUCUUCUCUGGAAUAUGGUUCGUGGUCUUCAGAGCCGUAGAAUUGGGCGUCACCACUUACAGAGUCAAGGUUCUCUCACUGACGAUUUGUACUGAGAUGGGGCCGAUCAAGUAUUUCUAUCUGUUUUUGAAUAGAUCAGCGACUAAACAGCUUAUAGACGAUUACUUAGCCUGCGAUGCUUUAGUGGAGGCCGACAGCAGAGCCGCCAGGAAACUUGUGGAGAACAUGAGGAUAGUCAAGAGGAGAGCCCUCAUCUAUUGGUCGAUCAUCAUGGCCACCGGGGUCAUUUACCUCAUCAGACCUGCGUUGCACCCCACUAAGAGGAUUGCGAUUGAUGAGAACUUUCCUCUUUAUGGUCUCGAACCAGUCUUAGAGUCGCCAAACUACGAGGUGAACACUGCAUUGAUGACACUGGCCUGUUUCUUUACCGUGUUCCCCCCAGCCCAAAUCAACGUUCUUCUAAUAGCCAUGGUCGGCUACACGGAAUCACAACUUAAAGCUCUGGGUUGCGAUCUGAUGUCUGUUUGGGAAGACGCUGAAAAGCAUUACGAAGAUAUCAAACAUUCAAGACUAGAUAAUAAUGCCGACGAGGCAAGAAUAAAAAAUGAGUUUGUCAGACGUAAACUUAGGAGCAUUCAGAAAGUCCACGUAAAGAAUAUAGCUUUGAUAAGGGAAACUCAACGAAUAUUCAGAAAUGCUUUCGCCGGAGAGUUAAUUGUGCUUAUAAUCAGUCUAACUCUGGAACUGAUCGUGGGUUUGAAAAAAACGUACGAUCAGAUACCUUUUGCGUUCUUCCAGAUAGGAAUCGAAUGUUAUGUGGGUCAGAAGUUGAUUGAUGCUGGGGUGGCAUUCGAGCACGCCCUGUACGAUAGUAACUGGGAGAAUUUUGAUGUUCGCAAUAAGAAAACUAUUCUUUUGAUGUUGGUUGAUGCUCAGAGCACUCUGAUGCUGUCCGCUGGCGGUGUGUCCAUCAUGAAUUUUGAGCUGCUAAUGAGCAUUAUCAAAAGCGUUUAUUCAGCUUAUAAAGCGUUAGAGACACAAGAAUAA